AUGAAGGUUAUGAAAGCGAUGAAGAAGCUUAAGUUCUGGUCAAGAAAGAAGAGGAAACGUAAGCAAACUUGCCCAUCUCAGUCUCACCAAUGCUCUUGUGACUACUCCUCCGUGGCCUCACCGGUUGAGCCCACAGCGCCUCCUCUGCCGUUUUGGUUCGAUGAGACUCAGAGUUUUUGUGCGGCAGAGUCAUCAGCAUUUCCUUGGAAUACUCAGCUGCCUCACGAACAAGAAGAAACCAUUGAGGAGAUAAAACCGUUGUCUCAAGCGUCUGAUCUUCGCUUAGAACGGUCUUAUCAGCAGUACAUGGUCCCCAAUCCAAGUUUUGGUGUUCCCAUUGUAGAUGCAGCUCCAGCCAAGAAGAGAUCAGUGGGAAUAUUUGGUUGUGUUAUCGAGUUAAGUUCAACUGUAGCUCGUUGUUUCUUCAAGUGUUUUAGCAAUUAA
This is a messenger RNA of Microthlaspi erraticum, 444 nucleotides long. Lineage: Eukaryota; Viridiplantae; Streptophyta; Magnoliopsida; Brassicales; Brassicaceae. The record is from the annotation of a GenBank genome assembly.